This is a messenger RNA of Chelmon rostratus (copperband butterflyfish), 2246 nucleotides long. It is a transcript of the gene tedc1, whose product is annotated as tubulin epsilon and delta complex 1. Bases 283 to 1485 code for a protein of 400 amino acids. The transcript has 8 exons. The record is from RefSeq and is a predicted model, not a curated record. NCBI's taxonomy places the organism in Eukaryota, Metazoa, Chordata, Actinopteri, Chaetodontiformes, Chaetodontidae.
GGUGGAGCAGGAGCAGCAGCAGCAGCAGCAGCAGCAGCAGAAGAAGAAGAAGAGGGGGACGAAAGAGACGAAGAAGGAGGAGGAGGUGGCGCAGCAGCAGCAACUACCUCGUACCCGGAAAUUGUCUUCGCUGCGAAACCUCAACAACUAAACUACUAAGUGGUAAAAAUGUCAUUGCAGAUGCCUCUAAAAAAUGGAAAGUGUCUCUACUGGACUAAGUGUGAUAGCUGAGUGGAUCGAAAAUUUGACUUAUAUCCGUGUAAUGUGCGGUGGCAGACUGCAAUGCAGCGUAGUAAAGCCGCUGUGAGUGUGCAAGUAAAGCAGGUGAUAGGAGCUCUGUGUGAACUGCUAGUGGCCACCGGCCUGGAAGUUGUCCCCUUACCGGAGACCUUCAGGCGGGCUAAAUUUGGUGGUGGACGCUUGGUGGAGGAUCAGUUUUGGCACCUCCUUGCCAACAUCCUUCAGGCAGCUGGCAUUGUUUCCUGUGAAGCUCCAGCACAGCCAAGAGGAGCUUCAGAGCACAGGAAGCUGGUAGCUGCAGGCCUCUGGCUGACUGGCUACCAUGCUAACUGGAUGUGUGGGAGGGAGGGAGGAGAAGGAGGUGAAGGAGAGAGAUUUACCAGCAGAGACCUCCUUCUGGCGCUGGGAUGGCUCCUCGCUACAGGAACACUGGAGAAAUUGCUGACACAGCAGGUGCAGCAAUUGGACAAAACACUGCUCACACCUACACCUGUGAAUGCACAGCUUUCCAGUAAGCUCCAGUUAGACUCCUCAUCUAUGAGGAAACUUCAGUGGCUCAUUGGCUGUCUGAGAUGCCAGGGGCAGACCCUGCUGUCCAUGCAAGAAGAGCGAACUCGUUUGCUCCAUGCUGUUUUGUUUGCUGCCGUGUCCUCCGCUGUGUGCUCUGAUCAAAGCUCAACAUUGCUCCAGGAGGACUGUUUGUGUAUGCAGCAGCUCUGUGACCUCCUAGAAGCAUAUCUGAAUUGGAAAAAGGUUGAAAAAGUCUUCUGGACAUGGAUGGACAGUGUGGUGGACUGCCACCUGACAGAUCCUGUUGUCGAGACGCCUACACGUGUACCCAAUCGGAGUGCAAGACUGUGUCACCAUGGAAACCAGGGGCUAAAGAAAUUGGAGGAGAUGCUGUUAAGACUGCCUACAGGACAGGUGUGCAGCACAGAGGGAGAACCAGACAACACCUCCCUCCCUCCUCUUCUCUCCUCUCUCCCAUCCCUGCCUUCCCACCCCCAAGUCUCCCGAGCCAGGCUCCAGACUGAGAGGCCUGUCAAAUACAGCAGCAACGCAGCAGAGGGGCUCCACAGUGGGGCUGAGGCUCCAGACAAGCUCCCAUCGUCUCAGGCUGUGCAGGUGCUUCUUCAGACAGAGGCUCUGCUGCUGGAGAGGAGGGACAGGCAGCGACUGGCCAACAGGAUGCAGCUGCAGGAGAUGGUCUGCAGGCUGGAUGAACUGUUGUUGAUACCACCAUAGACUUUUUUUUAUCAUGGCAUCAGCGGGAACAUGACUAUUAUUUGUCUGAUGGAAGUGUUCUGAUAUUCAGGAAGCUGAUGUGUUACUUCAUAAACAAACAUCCAUCAUUGAUGGAUGGAUGAGCUUACCAAAAAUGUACUUGAGUUUUGAUGGAAACCGGAUACUUUCUUGCAGUGUUUACUUUGAUGAGAAAAUAAGCCUUCAUUAACUUCAUUUUGUUGUAGCUGAAAAUGAUAUUAACCUUCAUAUGUCAUUUUUAAUAGAAGUAAGUGCUCCACAAACAGAAGAGAUAAAAGACACCAGAAAAAUCAAAAAGCAGUCAUCGUAAGGCAAAUAAAUAAUUCCUAAUAUAUGCAAGCUGUCCUCAGUAUUUAUGAGCAAAAUGGAAGAUAAAUGUUUUAGACAUGUGUAGACAUGAAUGGAACAAUAACCAUCACAUCACAAACAUUAUAUUAACAAGGUGAGCAGAUUUUAGUAUUGUAGAUUAAUGAGAUAUGGAAUUAGUAUCCCUGUGUCCUCACAGUUUGUAUGGGUGUUUAAGAACUGUAUUGUACAAGUCUGACACAUCUGACACUCAGAAAGCAAACAAGAGUAUUUCACAAUAUAUAGUACUACUAACUUAGUGUUUUGCACAUUUAUUUUCAGAUAAAUAUGUCUAAAUGUGUUAAAUAUGUCUCUAAUAUGUGUUAGUGGACCUUAACAGACCUUUAUAUAACCAAUACAAACACUUACAUUCACUCUGCUUUUGGCAGAAGUUAAAU